Cuculus canorus (common cuckoo) is the source of this 5665-nucleotide messenger RNA. RefSeq names its product La ribonucleoprotein 4 (gene LARP4). The coding region runs from base 136 to 2325 and encodes 729 amino acids. Gene Ontology annotation, biological process: positive regulation of translation. The transcript has 16 exons. NCBI's taxonomy places the organism in Eukaryota, Metazoa, Chordata, Aves, Cuculiformes, Cuculidae. Gene Ontology annotation, cellular component: cytoplasmic stress granule; cytosol. The record is from RefSeq and is a predicted model, not a curated record. Gene Ontology annotation, molecular function: mRNA 3'-UTR binding.
UGCUCUGCGCGCGGCCCCGGAAGAGGCGGAGGCGGGCGAGGAGGCGGCGCCCGGGUGUCCUCCCCGCUGGCGCUGGAGCGGCUGCCGCCGGGCAGCCCCGAUCGCGGCCCCGCCGGGCUGGCCGCGGGCGGCACGAUGCUGCUCUUCGUGGAGCAGGUAACAUCGAAAGGUGCCGGCUUAAAUCCUAACGCCAAAGUGUGGCAAGAAGUACCCCAAGGGAGCGGAGAGGCUGUGCCACCCACAAAUGGCACAGAGCACUCGUGGCAGGACACGGCGGCUGCACCAGGGAGUCAUUCUGAGGGUAACAUAGAGAUCUCCGAGGAGAGCUGCAAGCAGUAUGAAGUGAUGUAUUCCCCUAGUUGUGAAGCCCCAAGAAAUGGCACAGGAGUUGAUGAAGCAUCUGCAAAUGGAAUUGUCCUGGCAGCUGAAGAUCUCGGAUACCAAAUCUAUGAAGUGUCUGGUGAAGGCAGCUCGGCUGUGACCACAGAAGACAUUAGAGAAUGCUUGAAAAAACAACUUGAAUUUUGCUUCUCACGUGAGAAUCUCUCAAAGGAUCUGUACUUGAUGUCUCAAAUGGACAGUGAUCAGUUUGUUCCAAUAUGGACAAUUGCCAACAUGGAAGGUAUUAAGAAGCUGACGACUGAUAUGGACCUUAUCCUUGAAGUUUUGAGAUCUUCUCCUAUGGUACAAGUGGAUGAGAGAGGGGAGAAAGUGAGACCAAACCACAAACGAUGUAUUAUCAUUCUCCGCGAGAUACCUGAAACAACACCUAUCGAGGAGGUUAAAGCUCUCUUCAAAAAUGAGAACUGCCCCAAAGUGAUCAGCUGUGAGUUUGCUCACAACAACAACUGGUACAUUACAUUCCAGUCGGAUACGGAUGCGCAACAGGCAUUUAAAUACUUAAGGGAAGAAGUGAAAACCUUUCAGGGCAAGCCAGUAAUGGCACGGAUAAAAGCCAUCAACACUUUUUUCGCUAAGAAUGGUUACCGGGUUGUGGAUUCCAGUGUCUACACGCAGCCGGUGCAGACCCAAGCACAGUUUGCCUCGCCGCUGUUCAUGCACCCUGUAUAUAGUCCUCAGCAGUACUCAAUUUACAGCAUCGUGCCUCAGACGUGGUCUCCAAAUCCCACACCUUACUUUGAAACGCCACUGGCCCCCUUCCCGAACGGUGGAUUUGUGAAUGGCUUUAACACAUCAGGAUCAUAUAAAACAAAUGCUGCUUCUUUAAGUAUAGGUCGUCCAUUCCACAGAAAUCGCAUGAAGCCUCACUUCCGCUCGUUGAGCAGCUUGGAGCGUGCUGCGGAGGGUCCAGCCUCCGUCAGCACCGUGCCGACGGGGGAAGGACCACUGAGCAGAACCAACUCAAGGAAUUUUGUGAUGGAGCGACACAGCACUCCGUUAACUGGGCACCAAGAGCAAGGUUAUUCCCAGAAGGAUUCUCCGGCCGCACAGAUGGAGCAGAAUGGAGAUUAUGGCAUUGGCAGGGGCAGGAAGAACAUUUUCCGAGGUCGGAGGAGGCGAGAAGAUGAGCGGGUUUCGAGACCUCAGCCUUCAGCGGAAACAAAGACUCAGACACCAAAGUUUGACUUGCUAGCAUCAAAUUUCCCACCUUUGCCUGGUAGCACAGCAAAAAUUGCUGGAGAGCCUGUGCUGGAGAGCCGGAUGUCCGAUAUCGUUAAAGGAGUCUGCAAAGAAAAGGAAAGCAAAGAUUUGCUGCCCAGCUGUCCGACUUCUGCUCAGGAAGAACCAACGCACAGCCCCAUCCAGCAGCUGGUGAUGUGUACAAGUUCGCCAAGCCGGACUGAAGCUGUUGUAUUGAGCACAGUGCAGCCAGACAGCAAACCAGAAGAAGUAACUGCUCAGAAAGAUGUUCCGAGCCACGCUUCCCCACCAGUGUCUGUCUCUCCCGUCAGUGCUGCGAAGCCACCAAGGACAAACACCACUUCACCUCCUGCUAAUGCGAGUGCGGCUUCUGCUUCAUCGAUGCAGGAGCCACGCAAGCUGAGUUAUGCAGAAGUUUGCCAGAAGCCCCCAAAGGAGCCUCCUCCAGUCCCCGUUCAGCCGCUUAGGGAACAUCGCACCAACAUAGUUCCCCCUGCCAAAACUGAAGAGAACGGCACACCAGAGAAGGUUUCGGAGAAGGUGCACGACAGGGCUGAAGGCCGAAUGAAGGAUUACUCUGGGUUCCGAGGCAACGGGCCUCCCAGGGGAGCUGCUGGGAAAAUCAGGGAACAGAGACGCCAGUUUGGACGCAGAUCGUCGCCUCAGGGAGCACCUCGACGUGUUGGCAAGGAGCAGUACGUGCCACCCCGGUCACCAAAGUAACACUUAUCCCGCCGGUUGUUCUCGAUUGAAUUGGAGCUGUGGACUAAUAAGCAGCAAAAGAGACUGAGAAAGAAGUAUUCAUGAAGGCGAAUACUGAACUGGAGCGUGGCUUGUGUGGAGGAGGGUCCCAAAAUUCAUCUCUGAAAGUGAUAAGUGAUUUCGCAAAUGCUGGAGGAUUCCAAUCACUAUAAAUAUAGAGAUUAUAAUUUUUGUAUUUUUGUUUCUAAUUUGCAGAGGGUUUCCUGCUUGAAAUCAGUUUUGGGGUUGUGAAAGUAGUGUUUUGACAAAGUGAAUGAAUAUGAAUUGACAAAUUAACCUGUCCUUGGGUGGAGGAGGAAAAGGAUAGGAGAAUAUUAUUUUUGGGGGAAAAAAAAAUGAGCAUUUCUGUACAUUUAGAACUUUUUUUAACCUAUUUAACAUUUGGAUUGGCAGGUGGGGUGUCUGCCCUUGCGUCGCAGCAUGCGUCUGAGAUGCCGGGUUGGCGUGCGAGUGGAGUGAGUGCAGCCGGAUACUGUUGUCACGGUGUAGUCGCUGAUGAGAAACCUGAAUGUACCGCUCUAGUGUUUCCAGCGUGGGGGACACCUCACGAUAGUCCCUUGACUUCACUAAUGAUGCAUUCAGCAAGCUUUUUAGAUGAUAAUAUUGACAGGAUACUGGAUUGUAGGUCAGAGCACAUGGACAGCAAAAAUUGUCUUCUAGACGCAUUUGGAAGGAGGCAUAAGGGGGGACGUCAGAAUCUUUAAUUUGCCCUUUGUCCUCACCUCCUUUUGAGGGCAACUUUUUAGGGUUGUUUUGGGUUUUUUUCAUGCUUUUAACUUUCUCUGAUCGCUUUAUUGCAGACUUUUUUGCAUUUGUUGGAGCGUGUUUGCUGGAGGCAGGCCCAGCGCGGGGUUGGUGGGUGGCUACACGGGACGGGGUGUUUGCUUCACAGAUAAGAAGCCUGGAAUUCCAGUUGCAGAUGUGGAAUUUGGCCUUGAAGGGGUAAGCUCUGGGUGCGGAGUUGUGCCAGGGUUAAGCUGACGUCUCGGAGCAGCUGGCAAAUCAGAGGCAUGGCUGGGUUUCUGUAUGCUGACCUAUCUUGGAGCAGGGGAGCAAAUGCUGCGUGCCAGGAGCUGGGGUUUGUCCUGGAACUCUAGUUACAGCCAGUGUAGUAGUGACUGACUUCUUUUAACUGUUUUAAGUGAAGUAGAGAGAAAGGGUUAAGCAAAACCGCUAAUGUUCAGAGAAGCUACUUGACAGGCAGCAUCUCGGUUAGCUGUGUGCUGACUGAAUUUGCAAUGCUAUCGUGUAGAAGUGAUUCCGUUGAAGGUGAUUAACGACCGAAAUGGGAAAAUCCAUGUGUUAAUCUGCCAAAAUCAGCACGUUGGGGUUUAAAGUUCUGUGUAAAGCAUUAGGGAAAGGUAGCUUCCAGUGAUAAGGAUCACGCCUUUCUUAUUUUUUGUUUUGUUUUGUUUUUAGUGAAUAGCAAGUGUAGAAAUUUUAAAGUCAUAUAAGUUGUGAACACUGGAAAACUCAAUUGUGAUCUAUACCGUAACCAUUCUUAGUGAUAUAAUGCUAGCGUUGCUGUUAGAAUGAAUGUAAGUGGCAGUUCGAAUAACUGUGAACGUUCUCAUCUUCUGAUUUCUUAUAAACCCUUGAUUUCAGAUAAACCCUUGGCGACUUUGGACUCAGUAGGCAUUCUCUAUCAACUGCUUUGAGAACACUCAUAUCUAUUUUUAUAAAUAUAUAUAUAAAGGCAGAGUUGUCAUUUCUCUAACUUAUUAUUCGGCUUGGCAAUCGCUUUGGUUUGAUUCAUAACACAAUAGGAUGUAUUUAUGCAGUUAACUGUUCAUUUCUACGCAUGUGUUACAUAUAUAUAUAUAUAUAUAUACACAUAUAUAUAAAAGAAACCAAAAUCAUUAUUCACUUUUAAAAGACCUGUACUGGGUUUGGGAGGUUUUUCUUUUUAAAUUUAGUAAAAAAGAAUCAUUGAUCACAUCUACAGUUUAGGGCUUACAGAACCCUUCUCCGUUUCUGGCCAUAACGCCGUUGUUUAUUGGAAUGCUAGAAGAGUUUUAAAAGUGUUAAGGUUCUGAAACGCAGUGAAUUCAAAGCUGAUUUUUAAUCGUUUUAAAGGAUAUAAAAAAAAUUACUGCAGUCAAACAGGAUGAAACGAACCUGUGUGGCUGUCGCAGAUGUUUAGGGCGCCGUGCUGUGAGGUUGGAUCUGCACUGGGAUGCCGAUGGCUGUUGUGAGCUGUUGGCUCUCAGAGGCUGAGUUACUUGGGAAGGAGUCGGUGCUGCUGCCAGUCUCUGGCCUCCCUGCUCAAGGCAGCGCCUGAACUCUGCUCCGUGCAGGCAUCCGCUUGCCCUGCAGCCCCCAGAAUCACCUUGGAGCGCUGGGAGGAUCUGAGGUUUUAAGAGUUGUGAAAUGCAACUUCAUUUAUUAGAUGGGGAGAAAAGAAAGAACUGCAGUUCAGUCUUACGAGGUGGUGGGAAAACUUGGCCGUGGAAAGGAAUGGAUGCUUUGUUCAUCCCAGGCUUGCGUUUCCCAGCAGCAGAUCUUGUACAGCAUGCACAAAAAAAUCUGUAACCCUGAUGGCUUUUUCCAGAAUAGUCAAACUUUUAUCAGAUUAAGGCGCUCAUCGUUAUUUAUUUAAUACCUGUGUGUGAGGAUUUCACAUUAGCGCUUCCCUUCUUCCCCCUCCUCCUUCCAUUUAUAACUGUGGGCUUUGGAUUUUUUUUCCUUUCUAUUCUUUUCUGUGGGAGGGGAGAUAACCAAGUCAGUAUAAAGGCUGUGAAAACCAUAGUUGUGUGUGCAAAAUUCUCCUGCGAUACUUUUACUAUGUGGCAAACACCUCACUCGGAGGGGCUGUGGGGGUUCUUCCCCUGGAGUGGGCUCGGGUGAGCUGCUGUCUCCCUGCCCACAAGGUUUGCCCGUUGUGACAUCCCGGAGGAAAGAAGGACGGUGCGAUUGUUGGAUGCUGGGACAGCUCGCUGCUCUUCUCCGAGCUGUGCCCGUUGAUCAGCAGAGGUGAGCCUGCUCCUCGCUCUGCAGCGAUGCUCCACGCGGGCUCGAAGUGGCAAAGAACAGUUGGUGGCUCCUCUGUGGCGAAAGCCCGACUUUUCCUGCUCUGCUGUUAUUCAAGAAGGUGCAAAUCUCACCCCACUGUUGGUUUUAGGAAGCGUGACUUGUUUGCGGAGCUCUUGGCUUUGAUUGGCUAUGAGUAGAGACUUGCCCAGUUAAGUUCUUCUCUAAAUUCCGGUGCGUGGAAAAGAUUGGGCUGCUCUCUUGUCCUUUUGUGGGGAAAGAGAAAUUGAUAUUUGCAUGCGAUAGUAAAAUGAAAAGCGCAAAAAAAAAA